AUGAUUUAAUCAGAAGUAAAUUGUUUGUGAAACAGUGAACAGUUCGUUGUUAAAAAUGGCUUUGCGUUGGGGUAUUUCGUGUGCCGGCUUGAUUGCCAACGAUUUUGUUAACGCUUUGUUAACAUUAAAUCCGGACGAUCAUCAAAUUGUUGCUGUUGGUUGUCAUGAUUUGAAAGAGUCUGAAAAACUUAAGACAAAAUUUGAUAUACCAAACGCAUACGGAAGUUACUUGGAAUUGGCACAAGAUCCAAACGUUGAAAUUGCAUACGUUGGAACAUUAAAUCCAUGGCAUUUUGAAGUAUCGAAAUUGAUGCUUGAACACGGCAAACACGUGUUAUGUGAAAAGCCGUGUGGCAUGAACUCAAAACAAGUCGAACAAUUGGUGGCACUUGCCAAAGAAAAAAAUGUAUUUUUUAUGGAAGGCCUUUGGAUUCGAUUUUUUCCAAGCUACCAACAUGUUCGUAAACAAAUUCGAAACGGUCAGCUCGGUGAAAUUUUAGCAGUGAAAGCUGAAUUUGGUCUUAAGGACUUGGUCAAAGUCGAUCGUCUUUCAAAAAAAUCAAUGGGUGGUGGAACAAUUCUUGAUAUGGGAGUUUAUACGAUCCAAGCGUGUCAAUGGGUAUUGGAAGAAGAGCCAAAAUCGAUCAAAGCGAAGGGAAUUCUCAACGAAGAAGGUGUUGACAUCGAAAUGAGUGCUGAACUCGAUUAUGGAGACAACAAGAGAGUUCAAAUCAACACAAGCGCAUUAAAUCAGUACAGCAACUCUGUAGUGAUCGUCGGAACAAAAGGACAAAUUACGAUUAAUGAAAUCUUUUGCUCAACAAGAAUUAUCGAUCUCGAUGGAAAAGAAAAACAUUGGCCAUUGCCAAAGGCCAAAUUCGAUUUCCACUAUCCAAAUAGCUGUGGCUUGCGUUACGAAGCUGACGAAGUUCGCAAGGCCAUUCGUACUGGCAAAAAGGAACACGAAAACGUACCACACAGCGACAGUUUAGGAAUUGCUCGUAUUCAAGAUGAACUUCGUCGACAACUCGGUGUCCAUUACGAAGGACAUGACGAUUAAAUUUCAUAUUAUUAAGUUUUUUACCCAAUAAUAAUUCAAUUAUUAUUAAAUAAACAAUAUUUCUUUUAUUGCAA
Molecule: messenger RNA, 1134 nt
Organism: Contarinia nasturtii (swede midge)
Lineage: Eukaryota; Metazoa; Arthropoda; Insecta; Diptera; Cecidomyiidae
Product: trans-1,2-dihydrobenzene-1,2-diol dehydrogenase-like
Exons: 4
Coding region: 56-1060 (334 amino acids)
Molecular function (GO): nucleotide binding
Source: RefSeq, a predicted model, not a curated record